GAUUGCAAACGCGCGUACGCGAUGGAUGUUUUCAGAAAUGGAGACCGUUUUUAUGAUUUUGAAGAUGUUUUGAAGAAAAUAAGGGAAUACGAAAUAGCUACCAAUACUAAUUUUUAUCGGAGAGACUCAAGAACUAUAGCAGCUGCACGAAAAAGAGGAAUAAAACGGAAUAUUAAGCCAGAAUUGCUAUUUUACUCUAUUACCUUUGCAUGUAUACAAGGAGGUAAAACGCAUAAAAAUUGUUCCUCGGGAAAAAGACCAAAUCAAAGGACAUUUAGGCAGCAUUGCUCAUCUAGCAUCAGUUUCCUGUUGUCAAGUGAUGGACACUACCUAGAAUUGAAGUCUAUUAACAAUGAACAUAAUCAUGACACUUCUGAGGCUCUGUUUAAACAACUGCCAAGAGAAAGAAGACUUCCAAAGGAAAUGACUAAGGAGGCAGAGUCCUUGAUCUCUCUCAAAGUAAACAAGAAGCUGUUGAGAGACCAUCUUGAACAGAAGACUGGGAAAAAAGUAUCACUCAAAGAGAUCACCAAUUUGCAAACAAUUAUCAAAAACAGAUCAAAAUGUCAUGAUGUUGCUAGCUUGGUAAAGAAACUCCUCAUUGACCAUGGAACAAUAGUUGAAUUGUUUGCAUCAGAGGAUAAUGUUUUGCAAGGUUUGUUUUACCAGGACAAGGAAAUGCUGCAAAACUUUGAAAAUUACCCAGAAAUUCUCUUCAUUGAUUCUACAUUUAAGGUGAAUAAUCUAAGAAUGCCUUUAUAUGUCUUUCUUGUUGAAGACAGUAUGGGACAGUCAGAAAUUGCUGGACUUUGUUUCUUAGCAGCUGAAGAACAGCAGCUUGUUGAUCACAUGGGGAACCUAUUCAAAAAAUUUAAUCCAUCAUAUCAGAAAAUGAAAAUGAUAAUGGCUGAUAAAGACUUUAUUGAAAGAGAGACAUUCAGAUCAGUUUUUCCUCAUAGUUCUCUACUAAUUUGUAGAUUUCAUGUACUGAAAAUAUUGGUAUUGUAAAAGAUGUAAGCAAAUCAAUAAAUAAAGAUUCAUCAAAAUUAUAUUCAAUAGCAUAUACAUGUAUCAUCUUGUUCCUCAUUAUGUCUGCCAUUUUUUGCUGAAAGGGUAUCAGUUUAGUUCAGACAAUAGUAUUUUUAUUUGAUAAAGUAAAGAACAAUGAAUACUACUAGAAAACGUCAUUUGUAAUUUAUGGUUAGUAAAGCCUGUCUUACCAAAUAUUUGUGCAGACGCUUGUGAUGACAAAGGAUCUUUGUAUUUUUUCCCAAUUAAGUAUGUAUUGCCAUAAUUGUAUAGCUACUGUUUCAAUAAAAUUGAUAAGUUUCUUCUUAAUGAUUUAAAACAUUGUGGUCCUUUACAGCUUUCCAUUUUUUUUGUGUAUUUGUAUUUUUAUCACUUCUUACUAUUAUUUGAUCUUGUAUACAUGUAUAUACUAUAUAUGCUGCUAU
Mytilus trossulus (common blue mussel) is the source of this 1454-nucleotide messenger RNA. Its product is annotated as zinc finger SWIM domain-containing protein 3-like. The transcript is spliced from 4 exons. NCBI's taxonomy places the organism in Eukaryota, Metazoa, Mollusca, Bivalvia, Mytilida, Mytilidae. The record is from RefSeq and is a predicted model, not a curated record. Bases 22 to 1008 code for a protein of 328 amino acids.